AUGACUACUCCAGCUCCGCCUGUGCCUCAAACACUCGCCAGCAAAGUCGCUGUGGUCUCCGGCUCAAGCCAUGGCAUAGGCGCCGCUAUAGCCCAAGAGCUCUCUUCUCGGGGCGCGUCAUUGGUACUGAAUUACCCUACGCCAGACCUUGAGGACACAGCAGAGCAGCUAGGCAACUCCCUGGCAGGUUCAUUCGCUUCUGUUUGCGCCGACAUCUCCACAGCCGAUGGGCCCGCAAAGCUCAUCGACGCUGCCGUCAAGGCAUUUGGCAAGAUAGACAUUCUUAUCAACAGUGCCGGGAGGAUCAUCGUCAAACCUUUCGAGGAGCAAACCCUUGAAGACUUCACCACGCUCGUGAACACCAACCUUCGAGGGAUGUGGUUACUCACCCAAGCUGCCUUGCCUCAUCUGCCGAAGAAAGAGGAAGGCGGCGGUGGAAGGAUCGUCAAUAUGUGCAGCGGAGUCGCUAGACAGCCUAUGGCGAACCAAAGCACGUACUGCGCCACGAAAGGAGCCAUUGACUCACUGACAAAGGAGUGGGCAAGGGAGUUGCCGCCCAAGUACGGUUGUACGGUCAAUUCCGUUGCUCCCGGCCCAAUCGAGACGCCGGGCAUGCGGGGCUGUAUGACGGCAGAGGAGAUGGCAGUGGUCCAGCCACAGAUGGAAAUGGCUACUCCAGUUGCUCCGCGCGUCGGCAAGCCGGAAGAGGUAGCAUGGGCGGUAGCUUUCCUGUGCGAGGAGAGAAGCCGGUGGAUAAACGGAGAGUCGCUGUUUGUUAGUGGUGGAUUGGUCAUUGAUUAG
This is a messenger RNA of Coniosporium apollinis CBS 100218, 801 nucleotides long. RefSeq lists its product as uncharacterized. The record is from RefSeq and is a predicted model, not a curated record. Gene Ontology annotation, molecular function: oxidoreductase activity. The transcript has 2 exons. Bases 1 to 801 code for a protein of 266 amino acids. NCBI's taxonomy places the organism in Eukaryota, Fungi, Ascomycota, Dothideomycetes.